AUGCCAGCUAUUCCAAGGGAAAAGAUCCAGGCUGCAGCCUACCUCAAAGAUCCCACCCAUGCUAGAGAAGUGAAGGAUACUGUCGAUGUCGACUCUUCUGACUCGAUUGCGACUAUUACGACCAAAAAGCGCAAGAAAGGAGAUCGAUCUGGGGCCAAGCGCCUGAAGAUGAGUUCCUCAAUGGAGACCCUGUCGCCGGCGUCGAUUCACUCCAAGACGUCCAAGGGCUCGCAUAAAGAGUCCAAGAGAAACAAGAAUAAAACCAAGUCUGCCGUGUCGCAUGAAAUGCUAUCGGCCACACCGUCCGAAUUCACUGGGUUUGGAAUUCCGCUCAAGCUAUCGUCAGACCAGAAGGUCUCAAAACAAGCCGCUUCUACCACGCCCACGAACCCAUUUGAACUCACAGGCCUCCCGGCUUCAGAGUUCAUCUAUCCCCGUGACUUGGGUCUCUUCGACUGCUCAUCCGAAGAGAGUGAGCCUUCAUAUGAGCCAGUCUCCGAGUACUUGCCGGAGCAGCGCAACGAAAUCCCUACUCCAUACACCCCCGUUUUGCGCGCGGUGUCGCAGUACAACCAGCGCGCCUGGAGUAAGUGUGGCAGCGUGUGUGAGACCUGGUUGGCGCGUCAGAUGUAUGAGGAGCUGGAUGAUAUUUCUACUCGCAUUGGCAACAUUAUGCGUGGGAUCAAGGGGAUGCUAGAGGAGAAGGAGGCGAUGGAUAAUUGUGAUGAUUUUGAUGGUUUUGAUGGUUUUGAUGGUUUUGAUAAUCAUUUUGAGGAUGGGGACACCCUUGGUCCGUUCAACGGUAGUGGCCCUGGGAAUCCGUUGGAAUUGAGUGGCGGGGAAGAUGGUGCGCUCUUUGUGAGCUCUGAUGAGCGCGCUUACUCUGGUGAGAAACACGCUCGAUUUGGUGAGUCUAGUGGCUCUGGGGAUGAAUAG
Messenger RNA from Penicillium vulpinum, 936 nucleotides. RefSeq lists its product as uncharacterized. The transcript is spliced from 2 exons. The record is from RefSeq and is a predicted model, not a curated record. NCBI's taxonomy places the organism in Eukaryota, Fungi, Ascomycota, Eurotiomycetes, Eurotiales, Aspergillaceae. The coding region runs from base 1 to 936 and encodes 311 amino acids.